This is a messenger RNA of Cyprinodon tularosa, 1058 nucleotides long. Its product is annotated as trace amine-associated receptor 8a-like. Lineage: Eukaryota; Metazoa; Chordata; Actinopteri; Cyprinodontiformes; Cyprinodontidae. Gene Ontology annotation, molecular function: trace-amine receptor activity. The transcript has 2 exons. Gene Ontology annotation, biological process: G protein-coupled receptor signaling pathway. Gene Ontology annotation, cellular component: membrane. The record is from RefSeq and is a predicted model, not a curated record. The coding region runs from base 1 to 984 and encodes 327 amino acids.
AUGCAAUCUAUUUAUCAAGAAAAUGAACUCUGCUAUCCACAACUCAACUCAUCAUGCAAGAAGACCAUGCAUGCUCCUGCAGUAUCCAUGCUUAUUUAUGUCACUCUAUUCCUGAUCUCUCUUCUUACUGUGAUUUCUAACUUACUGGUCAUCAUCACUGUCUGCCACUUUAAGAAGCUCCACAGCCCCACCAACAUCCUCUUGCUCUCUCUGGCUGUUUUAGAUUGCAUGGUCGGGUUCCUCAUCUCAUUUCAAAUUAUGCUGAUAGAUGGAUGCUGGUAUCUUGGGGACAUCAUGUGUUCCCUCUACUUUGUUUCAGAUUAUGCAAUUACCUCUGCUUCAGUAGGAACUAUGGUCCUUAUUUCUGUUGACCGCUAUGUGGCAAUUUGUCACCCCUUACAUUACCCUAGUAAAGUCACAGCAGAAAGAGCAAAGAUUUGUGUCAUAGCAUGUUGGAUUUCCUCUGUUCUUUUUCACAGUCUUCUGUUGAGGAAUAACCUGCAAAAACCAGGCAGAUAUAAUUCCUGCUUUGGAGAGUGUGCAGUUGUUGUUGAUUAUAUAGGAGGAAUUUUUGAUCUCUUAUUGUCCUUCAUCGGUCCAGUCACUGUGAUUAUUAUUCUAUAUGUGAGAGUGUUUGUGGUAGUUGUGGCUCAGGCUCGGGCCAUGCAGUCUCACGUGGCAGAUGUGUCACUCCAGAGUUCAGUAAGUGUCACAGCUAAGAAAUCUGAAAUGAAGGCAGCUGUCAUCCUUGGGGUUGUUGUAGUUGUGUUUCUUAUAUGCACCUGUCCCUACUACUGUGUUACUCUUAUGGCUGAGGACGAUGGUGUCAGUGCUUCAUCUGUAGCCUUCCUUCUAUUCUAUUUUAAUUCCACUCUGAACCCUUUAAUCUAUGCAUUAUUUUACCCUUGGUUUAGGAAAUCAGUUAAAUUAAUUGUUACACUUCAGAUCCUGAAGCAAGGUUCAGGUGACACCAAUAUUAUUUGAAGAACAUUGAGAUGUUAAAAAGAGAUUUUAAAAUAAGUAAUCAAGAGAGUGUUCCUUAUAUAAAUAGUACCUAC